Molecule: messenger RNA, 1535 nt
Organism: Microcebus murinus (gray mouse lemur)
Lineage: Eukaryota; Metazoa; Chordata; Mammalia; Primates; Cheirogaleidae
Source: RefSeq, a predicted model, not a curated record
CACAGUAGACUUUGGUUCAGUUAUAGUUUGGAAUGCCAGCUUAGUUACUCCACAAUUACUUUCCACUGAGCUAGAGUAAAGAUCAAGGACCAUACUUGCUCUGAGCCUAGUGGAAGGUCACUGUACUUUUUGAUAGAUUUGACAAAAGAUGUCAUCCCAGAACCAGCUAAAUGUUCUUCAUAAAUUCAAGGGUAUAUUCUUUUCUACUAUGUCUUCGAAAGAACUUCUAAAUUCUCUGGAUUCUUUUGAUGCAAGAGAAGAUGAUGUGUUUCUGGUUUCCUAUCCAAAAUCUGGCACUCACUGGGUUGCAGAAGUCAUUGGGAACAUCCCUAGCGCUAAAAUUAAUCUCACAUCUCCUAUUGAAUUUGGAGACAUUUCCAAAUUUGAAGAGCUAAAAAUGUAUUCUAAGAGAAGAGUAAUUCCAACGCAUUUGAGCUAUGACAUGCUACCCAGGAAUAUUAAACAAAAGCAGUGCAAGAUUGUCUACAUCGUCAGGAAUCCAAAAGACGUAGCCGUUUCUCUGUUCCACUACUACAGAGAUAACCCAAAUCUCCCCUGCAUCGAGACAUGGCCUGCAUUUUUAGAGCUCUUCCUAAGAGGAGAUGUUGUGUAUGGAUCCUGGUUUGAUCACGUUUUAAGCUGGGAAGAGCACAAAGAUAAUAAAAACAUUCUAAUUAUAUCCUAUGAAGAAAUGAAAAAGGAUCUUUCUAAAAGCAUAAAGAAAAUGACUACUUUCCUUGAUAUAAAUGUGAGUGACAGUGAAAUUAAUAAGAUUGCUUGGAAAACAUCAUUCAGCGAAAUGAAAAGCAGCGCAGCCAAAGAAAACCACGAUCCAAAUCAUACCAUCUGUGCCCUGACAUCUAACAGGAAUCUGGUGUUUAGGAAAGGCGCAGUGGGUGAUUGGAUAAACUACUUUACUUCAAAGCAGAAGAGAGUAUUUGAUGAACUAUUCACACAGAGAAUGAAACACAGUGAACUGGCAAGACGCUUUGAGGAUUACUCUAAAUAGAAAUGGGAAAUGGAACUAGUUUUCAUUUUAUGCAAUGUGGUCCUUUGGGAAUACGUAGAAAAUUUUUACCAAUGUGAAAAUCAGUUGGGUUUUCUUUUUUUGGUGAGAAACAGACACUUUAUGAAUGUGUCAAAAGUGUCCAGUGUGACAGAAUUUUAUAUGUGGGGAUAGCAGAGAAUUUUUCAUAAAAGGAAGUAAAGAAUUUUUGAAUAAAUUUUAUAUCUGUUUCCAGGAUAUUCAGUAUAGCAAGGCAAUUACCUCUAUUCAGAAAGAGCAUUAUUACUCUAGGUGUUUUAUAAGCUGCAUUCAUGUACAACAAAAGAGGUGAGGAGUUUUCUAAAAUAACAAAUGUCUGUCAAGAAUUUAUUUGCUGCCCAUUUGGGAUGAUCGUGAUCUCUAUUUCAACAUUCCCCAGUGUCUGUGUAGAAAUGGUCUCAACUGUCAUCACGAUGACAAAUAUAAUCUUACUACGGUGGAAACCACUAAGAGGUAAAUUAUAAUCACAUUCCAGUAUAUUGAUGAGAAA